Molecule: messenger RNA, 1273 nt
Organism: Trichechus manatus latirostris (Florida manatee)
Lineage: Eukaryota; Metazoa; Chordata; Mammalia; Sirenia; Trichechidae
Gene: PTTG1IP
Product: PTTG1 interacting protein
Exons: 6
Coding region: 71-613 (180 amino acids)
Biological process (GO): protein import into nucleus
Cellular component (GO): nucleus; cytoplasm
Source: RefSeq, a predicted model, not a curated record
UGGCGUUGGAGACGGAGCUCUUCCUGUCCGACUGACCGACCGACGACUGACGACCCGGGCCCGAGCGACCAUGGUGAUCGGCGGGGCCCGCGGGCCGGCGCCGCGCUGGGCACUGCCCCUCGGCGGCUUGGCGCUGCUCCUGCUGCUCCUCCCGGCGGCCGCCGCCUAUUCAUCUCUCCCCGCAGCGUGCUCUCAGAACUCAAACAGAACCUGCGAAGAGUGCCUGAAAAAUGUCUCUUGUCUUUGGUGCAACACCAACAAGGCGUGUCUGGACUACCCAGUUAAAAAAAUUUUGCCACCCGGGUCUCUUUGUAAGUUGAGUUCUGCACGCUGGGGCGUUUGCUGGGUGAACUUUGAGGCGCUGAUCAUCACCAUGUCGGUGGUGGGAGGCGCCAUCCUCCUCGGCGUGGCCAUCUGCUGCUGCUGCUGCUGCAGACGGAAGAGGAGCCGCAAGCCCGACAAGAGCGAGGAGAAGGCUAUGCGGGAGCGCGAGGAGCGCAGGGUCCGCCAGGAGGAACGGAGAGCAGAGAUGAAGUCAAGACAUGAUGAAAUCAGGAAAAAAUACGGUUUGUUUAAAGAAGAAAACCCGUACGCCCGGUUUGAAAACAACUAAACACAGUCCGCAACUUGCCAGCAAUCCCAGAGCUUCCUGGCGAGGUGGGCCGCGCCUCCCAGCAGCUCAGCAACAGAACCUGCCACCCUCUACCACCCCGCACCCCAGGAGGGGUCGGCCAGCAAGGCCGCCCCGAGGACAAUCCCGGCCCCCCCUGCGGACUGAGCGCCCACUCCUCUCCCCUGUAUCUCUCUGUCUGGCCCCCGACACACUAAGCACGAUGUUUUCUGCCUGAGGAAGCCUGCAGGCCCCACUCCUGAGCCCUCAGUGAGUGUCGGCUGAGCGGGCCCGCAGCACCAACACCUGCUCCUUCUCCUUGUCGCAGCGCAGAAUUCUCACUCCUCUCUGCCCCAGGCAGCUUCGGACGGCAGGGGGGAGGAUGGUCUUCUACCCCAGCCACGAGGAGAACGCAGCAGUCGCCCGCUGCUUCUCCCACGCCAGGCCGGCAGCUUCUCUGUCUGCUCACGGUCCGGACACGUGUUUGUUCUGCCUGGACUUUGUUACAGCCCAGGACCCGCCUCACCUCUGAUCAAGAUGUUCUUCCUAACUUCGGCUAUGUUGAAUAGCAUCAAGGAAUGGUUAAAAUCAAUUGACACUUUUUUUCUUGGAAGUUUUUUUUUUUUUUGCACACCUAAAAGAUUUCACCAAAAAACUUAGAUG